This is a messenger RNA of Homarus americanus (American lobster), 4899 nucleotides long. RefSeq lists its product as uncharacterized. Bases 350 to 4318 code for a protein of 1322 amino acids. Lineage: Eukaryota; Metazoa; Arthropoda; Malacostraca; Decapoda; Nephropidae. The record is from RefSeq and is a predicted model, not a curated record. The transcript is spliced from 8 exons.
ACCUCCCUGUUUGGUAGCUGCCUGCUGCCUGCUACCUACUAGCCAGUGUUCCAUAUUUUUUUUAUUACACGCAGUGAUUGGAAGCCACUAAGCCAUGCGUAAUCUCUACCUUAUGUUCUGUCAUUUUUUUACACGAGUUUCUGUAUCUAAAUUUGUUUCUGUACGCCAAGCCUUAGCACAGUACUGUACGUCAAUUUAAUAACUCGCGGCGACAGAGACAAGUAAGAAGCUAAACAAACGAUGCAACAGUUCAAUCAGUCAUUACAGCACGAGUUUUGAGUUAAUGCAGUCGCAGGUGAUAUGGAGAAUCACUUAAACUAUAUCUACAGGAAAAGAAGAAAGAAAAGAUAUGGAUAUAAACAAGUCAAGAAAGGGAAUAAGUGUGUGUGCUAGUGCCAACGAGGUGGAUGAAGCUGUGAGACAAGAGAGACAUAAGUGGAAGAUCUUCCGUAUACAACAGGUCCGGGAGCAGGCAAGACAGGAAGCCAGGCGUAUUCGUGAGUCUGUGCGCGACAAAGAAUUACAGAUGGUCCGAGAUUUAAGGCAAGAGUUGAAUGAUCAAUGGCAAGCAGAGAAAGAGAAUGAGGUGCAGCAGUUGCAGCAAGAGUAUAAAGAGAGCCUGGAGGCACUUGGAGAGGCUCAUGAGGUGGCCAAGCAGCAGCCAAAUGCAAGUGAAGUUUUAAAUCAACUUGCCCGAUGUAACCAGCAAAAAGCAAAAAGGCGUGGACAGGAAGCACAGAAGGUACAGACAGAUCAACAACUACAACAACAACAUGAAAAGACAAAACUACUUAAACAGCGUCAAGAUGUUCUCAAUAGAGAGAAACUUCGAGCAAACCUCAUUGCUAAUUUACCAACUCCAGAAGCUUUUAAGAAGAAGACAUAUGUUGUUGAAAAGAAAACACCAGCAGUGCAAUUUCAUGAAGCAGGGACUUUCACCACCACAACUUACGUACCAAAGAACGUAAUAAUUGAAAAGGAAGUGAACUCUACCAAGCCCAAUGCAAAGCAAGCAGCUGUGGUAGAGGAAAUGGCCCAAGCAGUGCUUGCAGAAGCAAAGUGCAAGGCAGCUGAGGAAGAAGACAGGAAGAGGGAGAAGCGAGGCAAUGAGGCAUUAUCCAGAGAACGUUUGCGUCGCAUGUAUCAGCAGCUCAUGAGACAAUUAGACCAAGCUCAGCGUGAUCAUCAGCUGUCUUCCUACCUCAAGGGAGCUGACAGUCUUUCUAUUUAUGAGACUGAAGAAACAAGAUUAAAACAUCACGCUAAGCUGCAACGACUUAUGGAGAAAGCUGUGGGGAAAGUUCUUCAAGAGGAGGAUGCUUUACAGGCAGAAGAUGUUUCAAGUGAUGACACACAACCUGCUGUUGAGUCAUCUGGUCUGUCAGAAGUUACAGACACUUCGAGUGUAAUGAGUGCUCAGAAGACUUCUAGUAAAAAAGUUAAAGAUUUGAAAUCCUUGUUGGAUCAGAUCAAGAAACGAAGGAAUGAGAUUCUUCAGGGUGUAUAUAGCUCAGUACCUGAGGAGGAAGAGGCUUCAGAGAAGGAAGUUAUUGAUGAAGCUGAGGAUAAAUAUAUGAGACAAUACACAAGGCAAGAAGAAGUAGAAUCAGAUGCUCAGUAUCUGCAGACACAAAUAACUGCACAAGAUGAUGAUGAUGGAGGGAUGACACCUAAUGGUGAGGAUCACCAGCAGCAAGACCAGCAAUACGGAGGAUCAAAACGUCGUGGUGAAGAGAAGGACAUACACAUGGCAGCGACCAUACCUGUUCAUCUCCUCCCAGGCACUCAUGAUGGUAAAAGUAUCUGCACAUCUAAGAGAAUUGUAACUGAACUACCAUCUACUAAGAGCUCAUUGGAAAAAUCAGGUUCAGAUGACAUAGAAAGACAGGUUAAUAUUGAUGAAGAUGUAAGUACUGUAGGAGCACAAACAUCAGCGGAUGAAUACUCAAGGCUUCCUUCACCUAUAGUUUACAGUUUACCGAGAGAUAAAGACUUAGUGAGUUCUAUAAGUUCUGGGACCAGUAGCACAGAUUAUCUGUGUCCUCCAUCGUCUCUACCAUUUAGGAUACCUUUAGCAAAAAAAACUAUGGACAGCUUAAGGGAGACUCAACCUCAGAGGCAAUAUGUAAGUUCUAGACCCAUCAGUAAAGAACAUGAAGAUAUACACUUGGCAGAUACUGUACCAGUUCACCUCCUCCCAACCCAUCACUAUAAUGGAAGUACAGACUCCUCCCAAAGAUUUGCCUCUCAACUCUCCACACUGAGUUCAAAUCAGGAGUCAAGUUCAGAUGAUAUUGAAAUCAAAAUUAAAAUCAGAGGUGAUGGAAGUACACUAAAAACAAUAACACCAUCAGAGGAUGAAGUUCCAGAACCUGUAUCAUUCAUAGCUGACCAUGAACAUCCUAUGGAAUACUCAUAUUCUGGGACUAGCAGCACAGAAUACAUAAGUCCCCCAUCCUCUCUCCCAGCAAGAAAUAUUCAAACUUCACAACUUAAUGAAAACUUAAGGAAGAUUCAGCAACAAAGACACAAGAUUCAGCACAUUAUAGAUUCAAAAUCAGAUAGAAGCACUCGGCAAACUAGUCUCCAGAAGUCUAUAUCUCCAAGUGUUUAUUAUGAAAAACUGAAGGGAGAAGGUAUUGGCAAAAGACCUCUAAAAAAGAAAGAAAAGUUUGAAAUGCAGAAGAAGGAGGUACUUAAUUACUACAUGAAAAAGUUGCUACAGAUGAAGGGUGGCGAAUUAAAGAAUAUAUCAGCAUCAACUGUUGAAGGCUCUGGCUUCAAUGUUAGUUCCCUGAGCUCAUUUCUUGAAUCAUUACAAAGGGAGAAAGGUCCAUCUGUGUUUAACACUUCGUCUUCAGAUUCACCUUUGUCAUCUGCCCAUGAAUCAUCUAUAGACUCUAAUUCCUUUUCCAGUUACUAUGAUAUUGAUGAAAUUCCAGUGAAAUUAAGCAGUCACUCAUCAUCAGAUAGUAUAUAUUCUUAUGAUAAGGGUACAGAUACUCAUAGUAACCCAUCAGAAAGAUACAGAAUUCAGCAGUCAUCUGCUUUAACACAAUCUUAUGAUGAUGAGUCAAGAAAGCCUGAACAUCCAGUUUACAGCCAGUCAAAUGCUAGUUUAAACUCCAAUAUUGCAAAGCCUUUUCCACAUUCUUCAGUAUCAUUAGGCUCACAGUCUGAUGAAUCAAAUUCAGGGAUAAUCUCUGGUGGUCCUACAGAUCUUAGAAGAGAGCUGCAGGUGCUUGACAGCAUUAAAAACCUUGAGCAACUGAAAAAAGAACUAAUGAAUCUUCAGCACCAAGUAUUCGAGGAAAAUUUAUCUGCUACAAAGCCAGACUCUUCAAAUUCAUCUCUAAGUAAUAGGUCAGAAGCUACAUACCCAACUGUAUCUAGUGAUGUUAGACAACCACGAAAAGUCACAUUUGGGAGCACACAUCAGAAAGUUGGUCUCAGUACAAUAUAUGAGGCCAGCUCAGAUUUGUCUGAAAGUCAUCUUAACAUCAGUGGUUCAACCAGCUACCAGACUCCAUCAAGGGAAUAUGAAUCUUCGCUGGAUGAUGCAGAAAGUCAAAUUUCAUUGCUCCAGCAGCAAGAUUCAGAAGCGUUCCACAUACCUCAAGGGACCAGACCACAGAAUAAAAUUUUUGUGUCUGAAGAGGCAACCGCAGAUGGUCACGGGAAGAAACUCUUUCAAAGGAACACACACAUGACCUUUCAAACUGAGUUUAAACAUGCAGAAUAUACUGCAUGGGAAGGAAGAUUAAGCACUUCUUUUAAAAGAGAAAACCUCCAAGAUUCAGAUGAUGAGAUUAGACCAUUAUUCAGAAAAUCAACACAACCAUCUGUUUUUACUGUACAACCACCAAUGGUUGAGGCAUCCGAUAAUAUUCGCAUGACAAGAAGGGCUUCAUCUUUGCCAGGCUUCGAGGCAAAAUCAGACAAUAUUGAGAGUGUCUUGGGUACUAAAGAUACACCACAAGAAGACACACUGGAUCUAACAAGCAACAUUUCCAGGUUCAUUCCCUUGGAUCAUGAAACUACACUGACUUCUUCGGUAGGAGACAGUUCCCAAGAGCAAUACAUCUCGCAUCACAGCAGUGUGACUGAUGAUCAGGGUAAGAUUCAUUGGAAGGAUUCAAGUGAAUUAGCAGACAAGCAGUCAAAAAAUGGUUCACCCGUUGAGUCAGUAACCUCAAUGCCUGACAUGGCUGAAAUUUUACAGAGGUUUGGAUUGGAUUGGGCUGAAAGUAUGAUGCGCAAAAUGGAGAAAACUGAACGAAGGUCUUCUUCAGAUUCUUCCCAAAGUCAGGCGAGUUGAUGCAAUGUGUAAUAAUUCUUAUAUUACUAUAUAACAAUAUUACUACAGCCUUUUAUAUGCAGGUACUGUAUUACAUAGGAAAAAAUUUAUACAUGUGUCUAUAAAUACACCAUUAUUUUAUACCAAUUUUUAUAUUUUUCCUGACCAGUGAUUUCUUCAAAAAAGACACAAAAGUACGUACAGUAAGUCGAUCAUUUACGUCACAGAUGCGUUUAAGAAAAGGGCGACAUUAUUGAGACACUAUUCCUAGGGCACAUUUUUGGUCACCGUAAUCCUAACCUCUUCAGUGAACUUCAUACAGUGAGCCUUUCAUUAGCACAAACCAGAGCAAACUACUAAGUUAAAUAGGUAUAUGGUAUGUUAAAAUGGCUUAUAACAAAUUAAGUACUGUGCAAGCUUAAAAUAAAUGAGGCAGAGGGCAGACUACUGGCCCUCAGGUUAGUCACUAUCAUUGUCAUCCACAUUUGUCAGGGCCUCCCUGACAAAUCCCUCAAAGUCACCAUCACUGUCUCUGUCACUAUCACUGGCUUGGGCUGGCUGUGGUGGGUUGUGGGCGAAGAACUCGGUAAUGCUUUGUUGAC